AUGGAUGAUCAUAAUUUACCGGAUACCUCAAUGUCAGUUAAUGAUAAUUGUGUAAAUGUAAAAGAUUUCCAAACUGAAAUAAGUGGCGCAGUUACUGCGGCUCACGAAAAUGGUGAUAAUGGUAAUGAAUAUAUCGAUCUUGAUUUUGAAUUUCUUAAUGAAGAAUGGGGUGAUGAUGAAGAUAGUGAUGGGAAUGAUACUAAUGAUUUUACAGAGUUAAAGGUGACCAAAUUGGUUUGGAAAGAAGAUAAUCAAUUUGAAAAAAUAAAGCGUGGAAUAUAUAUAAAAGGAAAGACCUCAAAAUCAACCUAUUAUGAUAAAUAUGGACCAAAUGGCACAUUUACUAAGGCAGCCGCUAGUGUUAAAAAAAUUACAAAUUUUUUUAAAGUUAGAAGUAAUACUCAAGAUAAAGCUCAAGAUCCGGAAUCAGAAAUUACAAAAUCAGAUUUAAAAUCCAGUUCUUAA
Molecule: messenger RNA, 465 nt
Organism: Funneliformis geosporum
Lineage: Eukaryota; Fungi; Glomeromycota; Glomeromycetes; Glomerales; Glomeraceae
Source: the annotation of a GenBank genome assembly